ACGAGAGACGUGUAACUUUGACAGUUCCGGGAAGAUUCACGGGGAUAUUUUACAGCUGAAAUCGGCAUUAAUAGAUGACUGGCAUGUCAUGUAAUGAAGUAAAGCAAAUGUAUUAACAUCUUUACUCCAUUAAAAAGACACGAAUAAGAAAUCUUUCUAAGAAAUAGCUGACAAAUAAGUGUCAGUAUGCUCAGUCGAUCUAUAGUCGUGCAAAGUCUCAGAAGUAUUAGAGCUAGGUUUUUUGAUACAAGACGACAAAGAAAUGAGCAAAGUGAUGGUCAGGGGCCAGCUAAUGACGUCACGGGCCCCUCUCUGGAUAACCUGCCGGUUGACAUGCAGUUUCUCAUUAUGACCUUCCUGUCUCCGCAAGACCUCUGCAGACUUGGAGGCACCAGCACAUACUGGCGGUCAAUGGUUCGAGACCCUGUCCUGUGGAAGUACUUCCUGUUGCGUGACAUGCCGCUCUGGCGGUCAGUUGACCAUUUAUCAGUGCCUCAGGUCAAGCUCAACGGCUCAGCUGUGCUGGAUGACUCUGAGAUGCAGCUUGAUUAUAUGGCAGAGUAUCUACGUGUUUGUCCGGCCUGUCGAAACCAAUGGCGACACCAGCCUGGAGUGUUUGAAUCGGUGACGUCUUUCUUCCAGUCCCUCGUACUGGUUUCAGAGCCACAGUUUGCCAUGUUUGGCCCGGGGCUUGAGCAGUUAGAGAUUCCCCUCAUGAACACGAUCAUGCGUUCUCCUCAUGUGCUGCCUGUAGCAGGACUACCUCAGCGUCAGAUCGACGGCAUUGGAUCCGGAAUCAGUUUUAAAUACAAAGAUCAGCACAGAUUCAAUAUUGCAACAUUAUAUUCAACUAACAGGUCAGAGCGAGAGAGAGCACGUCUGGAGCGUCUCAAUCUGCGCAGUAAACUCUUCGUCUACGAGGAGGAUAGUGAGUCGAACAUUCCUUUAAACAUCAACCCCAUGUUUAAUCAAGUUUGUCAAGCUGUGAAUGGAUUCAUCUUUGUGGCCAAUGCUGAGACAGAAAGAGGAGGAACAGACCAAGGGUGGGAGGACGAAAGUGCCCAGAUCAGGGUUAUGUUAGACCCUGCGGUGGGUGCUGUGUCUCGCCCUAUCCUGGUGUUCUCCUGCGUGUCUAGAGAGACAGCAGACGGGCGCAGGACACCUUGUAUGACCGUCGCCCAUCGGCUUCAUCUCAACUCACUGCCCAACCCUUGGAUGGUUCAGGACACAGCUGCAGAAACACUGACAGGACUGCUGGAUGGCAUUGAUUGGCUGCUGAGGCACUCUGGAGUCAAGCUAUAAACCAACUGAAAGCUGCUGGAUGCGUUUACAACAGAGGCCUUUCAAUCCAAUUAUCCAAAUAUACAACAUACAUGUCACAUCGUUGUAAUGGUUGUGCUGUUGGAAGUGACCAGAGUCACAUCAUGAUACUAAUUUACAUUAUUCAGUGAACCGUUUUUACAUUGCACUUUCGUUGUACUAAAUAUUUUCCUUCGGUCGACUUCUUUGUUGUUGUAAAAAUGAUGGUAAUUAUAACUCUUAAGGCAAUAUUACACAAGCAAGAGCGAUUUUGUGGGUGGACGAUAUUCAGAUUCAGAAUAACAUGUUACGGUUGUAAUACAAUGCAGUUCAAUAAAGAAGAAGUUAACAUUAA
Molecule: messenger RNA, 1654 nt
Organism: Puntigrus tetrazona (Sumatra barb)
Lineage: Eukaryota; Metazoa; Chordata; Actinopteri; Cypriniformes; Cyprinidae
Gene: fbxo4
Product: F-box protein 4
Exons: 7
Coding region: 187-1302 (371 amino acids)
Biological process (GO): SCF-dependent proteasomal ubiquitin-dependent protein catabolic process; protein polyubiquitination
Cellular component (GO): SCF ubiquitin ligase complex
Molecular function (GO): protein binding
Source: RefSeq, a predicted model, not a curated record